AUGUCUUCAGCUAACAUUUCAAGUUUCAUUAAUGCAAAAAUUUUUAAUAAUUCUAGAUCGGCGGCUAACAUCUCAAGUAGAAAUCAGGUCCAAUCUAAGGUGACUUCAAAGAAAAAUAGAGGUGUUUAUACUAGUUUAUUGAAGGAUUCUUUAGUGGUUGUUUCUCGAAAUAAUAUUACAACAAAAAAUAAGCAAAACUUAAGGAUCACACGAACACGUAGUAAAAGAUGCCAAACGGGACACUUAAAUAAAAAUAAUGAAAAGAUAUUUUUAACCAUAUUUGAGACACCAACAGAUUUAAAUACUAGAGUUGGUACAUGUUUAGUCAAUUAUAAUACAGGUGAAAUGAUUUUAUCUGAUUAUUUGGAUUCUCAAAUAUAUAUCAGAACAGUCAAUAAAAUUCAGUUAUAUGAACCCACAGAUAUUUUGUUACCGAGCUAUUCGUUGUCACCAAAGAUGUCAAAACUAGCUACCAUAAUUAAGUUUAAUAUUAAUAAUUCUGUAAAUAUUCUGGAGGCACCAACUAAAUUUUUUAAUCCUAAAGAAGGUUCAGAUAUUUUAGAAAGAAGUUCCAUAAACUAUGACAAAUAUUUGAAUGAAAAAGCUGAAUUAUUAGAAAAAAGUUACUCUUUGAGUGCAGUUUCUGCAUCAGUAAAGUAUUAUAAUCAAAAGAUCUUGAAAAAUGGGUCUAAUAAUUUCAAUAAUUUUGAUAAAUAUAGAGUUAAAUAUGAGACAAUUAAUAACACAAUGUUGAUAGAUUCAAAAACAAUAGUGGGGUUAGAAUUAACUGAGAAUAAAUUUGACAAAAAUGGUCUCAGUUUAUUCAAGUUUCUUGACAAUACCUGUACAAAAAUGGGUCAGAGAACGUUAAGAAAUAAUAUUUUACAGCCACUUACAGAUAAGGAUAAUAUUGAAAUGAGAUUAAAAGUAGUACAAGAAUUUGAAAAGAAUACCGAUUCAUUGUCAGAAAUUAGAAACAGUCUGAAAAAACUACAGGAUUUGGAUAAACUCUUUUCUAAAUUAUUAUCAAAUCAAAAAUCCUCGAUAUCCCCUGAACAAAAAAUUAAUUACAUACUGUCAUUAAAGGAAUCAAUUUCAAUAAUCUUGACUCUUAGGACAGAAAUAAUAAAAUUAGUCCCAAAAUCAAAAAUAUUAAAUGAGAUUAAAGAAAUAUUAGAAAACCCAUUAGUGACAGAACUAUUCACAUUAUUCAAUUCCUAUAUUAAUGAAGAUGCUAGAUGGGCAACUUCCCCAUAUGAAUUACAAAAUCAAAGAACUUAUGCUAUAAAGAGCGGUACUAAUGGAUUAUUGGCUGUGUCUCGUGAACUUUACAAGAAUACAGUGGAUGAAAUAAUGUCACACAUUGAUGCUGAAUCAGAAAAAUUGGAGCUGGCAUUAGAUUAUAGUUAUGAUUCAACCAGAUGCUUUUUCCUCAAAAUAAAAAAAGAUAACAAUAUAAUUAUGGAAAAUUUCCCUCCCUCCUUAAUCAAUAUUGUCAAUAAAAAAAAAUACUAUGAGUGCACGACUGUAACUAUUAUGAAGUUAAAUUUACGUCUUCGUGAACUUCAAUCUGAAAUUACUCUCAUAAGCGAAAAUGUUAUUGAUAGUUUAUUAAACCAAAUGGAUGCAUAUAUAGCUAUUUUAUUUAUGGUUUCUGAAGCAAUUUCAUUAUUGGAUUUAUUAACUACAUUUACUUUUAAUUCACUAGGAAAGAAUUACUGUUAUCCAACUUUUUCUGACAAAUUGUAUUUAGUAGAAUCUCGUCAUCCAAUAUUAGAAAACACUGUAAAACAAUUUAUUCCAAAUGAUAUAUCAAGUACUGCAUUAACUUCAAGGAUGCAAGUUAUAACUGGUUGUAAUAAAUCUGGUAAAUCAGUAUAUUUGAAGCAAAUUGCGUUAUUGUGUAUAAUGGCACAAAUGGGAUCUCCGAUACCAGCAGAUAUAGCAUGUCUCCCUUUAUAUGACAAACUUCAUGCUCGUGUCUGUCACGACACGCUUGAAAUAACAAGUUCUACAUUUACUUUUGAAAUGAAAGAGAUGGCCUAUUUUUUAGAUAAUUUAACUCAAUCUACAUUAUUAAUAGUAGAUGAACUUGGCAGAGGCUCAAGCAUAGGGGAUGGGUUUAUAAUUUCUUUAUCAAUUUCUGAAUUUCUUUUAAAAGCAAAAGCAACCGUUUUCCUAUCGACACAUUUCCAUGAUUUGGCUGUCAUUUUGCAACAAAAUAUGAGUGUGUCACAUUUGUCAAUGAAAACAAUAUUGGAAGAAAAUCAAAAUUUAAAGAUGCUUUUUAAAGUUUCAACUGAAAUUGUUGAUACCAAAAAUACUGUUUUUUACUUUAUUAAACCGUAUUACCCCAAAGAUUUGCUAUUAAAGGUUAAACAAAUUCAGGAAUUAUUGAUUGUUGAAGAAAGACAGAAAGCAAAAAACAAUCAGAAGUUUGAUAACAAAAAUAAUAUUCGGGAAAAAUAA
Messenger RNA from Tetrapisispora phaffii CBS 4417, 2469 nucleotides. It is a transcript of the gene MSH4, whose product is annotated as MutS family protein MSH4. Gene Ontology annotation, cellular component: nucleus. The record is from RefSeq and is a predicted model, not a curated record. Gene Ontology annotation, biological process: reciprocal meiotic recombination; mismatch repair. The transcript has a single exon. NCBI's taxonomy places the organism in Eukaryota, Fungi, Ascomycota, Saccharomycetes, Saccharomycetales, Saccharomycetaceae. Bases 1 to 2469 code for a protein of 822 amino acids. Gene Ontology annotation, molecular function: ATP-dependent DNA damage sensor activity; ATP binding; mismatched DNA binding.